Striga asiatica is the source of this 579-nucleotide messenger RNA. NCBI's taxonomy places the organism in Eukaryota, Viridiplantae, Streptophyta, Magnoliopsida, Lamiales, Orobanchaceae. The record is from the annotation of a GenBank genome assembly.
AUGGGCUCUCUGAGUUCUGCUCUGAUAAUCCCAUCAUCAAAGCUAAAAUCAGCUUUGUUUACAGAUGAAAGACUCCAUUUUUAUCUGCCUAGAGCAAGGAGGAGAACCAGAAAGGCCAAUCGGCCGACAACCCCUUUGCAAGGAUGGUACAACAGAUUACAGAGAGAUGAAGUGGUGGCCCAAUGGAAAAAGAUCAAAGGAAAGAUGUCUCUUCAUGUCCAUUGUCACAUUAGUGGUGGCCACUUCCUAUUGGACCUCUGUGCAAGGCUUCGAUACUUCAUCUUCUGCAAAGAACUUCCCGUGGUGCUGAAAGCGUUUGCCUAUGCUGACGAGGACCUGUUGAACAGUUACCCAGAAUUGCUAGAUGCCUUGGUUUGGGUUUAUUUUCACUCCAACUUGCGGGAAUUCAACAAGAUCGAGUGCUGGGGCCCACUCAAGGAAGCUUCGGGCUCGUCCAUCUCUUGCUUUCCUCUGGGAAGUGAUCACAAUCAGAAUGAAGCAAUCAAAUUGGAGACUCCGCAGCCAUGUCUUGAGGCCUGCUCUUGCUGUUUUCCGACUGAGCAGCUGAUCAAUACCUGA